AUUUGUUAUCGCCCUUCAUGAGAAAUGUUUUUGUCACUGGUUGCUCUAUUCACAUCAUGCACCAGCAUAUAAGUCAAUGGAUGCUUUUUGCUGACUUGAAACGGCGGAAGUCUUUUACUACGGGUUGGAAGGCAUUAUUUACCAUCCUCUUCUGCCUUAUCUGGCAAAGACGUAACAAGCUGAUAGAUGCAGAAGCUGGCGGGGAUAUGUCUACGGUGUUGGCAGGAGCAAAUGCUAUAAUGGGUUGUUCAGCAUUGACGGCAAAGCGACUCAGUGAAGCCAACACAGGAGGAGCAACAACUGGAGUGAUCAAUCGAGAUGGCUUAGAGAUGCAUGGGAAACCGGUAGUCAGUGUGGAUGGAGCCCACUCUCAUGCUCAGAACAGGACAGCCUGUGGUGGAGUCUUGCUCGCCGAUGACAAUGCUAUCAUGGAAGGAUCCUCAUUCAGAUUUGAAGGAGGCAACCAUCAAGCAGCGGAACCCUGGGGAUGUUUAAUGGGGCUAAAACGUGCUUGGGAAGAACGCGUGAGGCUGAUUGGAUGA
Neltuma alba is the source of this 542-nucleotide messenger RNA. RefSeq lists its product as uncharacterized. The record is from RefSeq and is a predicted model, not a curated record. The annotation marks the transcript as partial. NCBI's taxonomy places the organism in Eukaryota, Viridiplantae, Streptophyta, Magnoliopsida, Fabales, Fabaceae. The transcript has 2 exons.